Messenger RNA from Phytophthora nicotianae INRA-310, 381 nucleotides. RefSeq lists its product as hypothetical. The record is from RefSeq and is a predicted model, not a curated record. The transcript is spliced from 2 exons. Lineage: Eukaryota; Oomycota; Peronosporomycetes; Peronosporales; Peronosporaceae. Bases 1 to 381 code for a protein of 126 amino acids.
AUGCCAAAUUCAAGCGCUAGCAAGCUGGACGGACCCUCGGCGUUUUCAAACACGAACCAAAAGGAAAAUCCCAGUGUAGACUCAAGACGAGCUCGCGACCACGAAGAACUCGAACACGGACAAACUGGACGGGAUCACGACGAACCAAAUAUGAAGCAGCGGGACGCAUUCAAGUCCAGACAGAGUACAGACAAGCUGAGUGGAUUUACAGUAGAAUCGGGUGUGAACAUGCAGGUUGGGUCCACGGUGGGCUCGAAUACGGGCAUGACGCGUUUACGACGAACUCGAGUAGAGCUAGCUGAACGAGUUCGCGACGGACUUCAGCACGGACGUGCUGGAUCGUUGCACAGCCGACUCAAGUGCGAAUUGAUAUCAUGGUGA